Molecule: messenger RNA, 1818 nt
Organism: Helianthus annuus (common sunflower)
Lineage: Eukaryota; Viridiplantae; Streptophyta; Magnoliopsida; Asterales; Asteraceae
Exons: 5
Coding region: 1-1818 (605 amino acids)
Source: RefSeq, a predicted model, not a curated record
AUGAUUGAGAGCGAAAGACUAAAGUACAUCCGGAGGCAACAAGCGAACCUUCACUCUGAAACAUUUGAGAAUCUUGAAAAGCAUAAAUCUAAAGUUAAGGAAGUUUUAACAGAUACUGGAAAGCCUGUUAUACUUCCUUCUCCAUUUACUGGUGGUGCAAGAUUCAUGCACAAAAUUACCUCGAUGCAAUGGCCUUAUUGGCCAGAAGUAAAAAGAUUUCUAAAAGAUUCAACCAUUAAAGCCGAAGACAUGCCUGACAUAUUGUGUCGAUUGUUUAAAAUGAAGCUUGAUUCCAUACUCAAAGAUUUGAUGGAUUCUAAAUAUUUUGGUGAGAUUAACGCUGAAAUUCAAAAGCGUGGUCUUUCUCAUGCACAUAUAUGCUUAUUCAUGAAGGUCGGUUACAAACUUCCCACCAUAGAUCACAUAGAUCCAUUUAUUUCUGCCGAGAUUCCCGAUAAAAAAGAAGAUCCUGAACUUUAUUCUUUUAAAUGUGGGAAUGCUAAUUUGAAUUGUCCUUGCAUGGUUGAUAAAAGAUGUUCAAAAAACUUUCCGAAGAAAUUCACACCACAUACAACUACUGAUUCAAGUGGUUUCCCUGUAUACAGAAGAAGAGAUUCAGGUCAUACAGUUAUAAAAUCUGGUGUUAGAUUAGACAACAGAAGUGUUGUUCCUUAUAACAAAAGGCUUUUGAAAAGAUAUCAAGCACACAUUAAUGUUGAAUGGUGUAAUCAAGCCGGUUCAGUGAAAUAUAUGUUCAAUGAUACAAAUCCAACCAAUAAGGAAAAGCCAAAAGACGAGAUCAAGGAGUAUACUGAUUGUAGAUAUAUUUCAGCAUGUGAGGCAUCGUGGAGAAUAUUCUCUAAUGAGGUUCAUUGUAGAUAUCCUGUUGUUAUGAGGCUUCCCUUCCAUUUGUCGGGCCAACAGAAUGUUGUGUAUGGUGCGGAUGACGAUAUUGAUAAUGUUUUAAGCAAGCCUUCUGUUGCUUCUUCAAUAUUUGUGCAAUGGAUGAAGUUGAACGAGACAAAUGAAGAUGCUAGAAAGCUGACUUAUGUCGAUUUUCCUUCCAAAUUUGUUUGGAUACUUAAAGAUAGAUGUUGGCAGGUACGUAAGAUGUACCAGUGUGUUGGCCGGAUACAUUCUGUAUCUCCUACAUUGGGCGAACCUUAUUUUUUGAGGAUACUACUCAAUAAAGUUAAAGGGCCUAGAUCAUUCGAGGAGAUACGUACAGUUAACGGCCAAUUAUUCCCGACUUUUAAAGAUGCUUGCUAUGCGAGGGGACUCUUAGAUGAUGACAAUGAAUACGUUGAGGCCAUUAAAGAAGCAAGUUUUGAAGGACAUGCUGGGUAUCUCCGAGUGUUAUUUGCUACACUGCUUUUGUUAAGUACUCUUUCACGGUCAGAAUUUGUUUUGGAAAACACGUGGAAAUACUUAGCUGAUGAUAUUGUUUAUAGACGUUUAGUGCUUCCUGAAUAUCAGAUUAAGAACCUUACUUUGUUUAAAAUUGAAAACUAUUUAAUUUCCAAUGGUUCAUCAUUACGAAGGUUUCUCACUAUGUCGUACCCUGGUGACAAUUCCUUACGUGAUGCUACUAAUCGUCUGAUCAAUGAAGAGCUGUCACAUGACGUAGAUGAAGUACAAGCUGAGUUUAACAGGUUGCAUCAAUCUCUUACAGAUGAACAACGAGCGGUUUUUGACGAAAUAAUGGAAGCAGUUGUAGGCCGUAAAGGAGGCCCUUUUUUGUCUAUGGUUACGGUGGAACUGGAAAAACCUUCUUAUGGAAGACUUUGGCUUCAGCUGUUCGAUGUAGAAAGGGAAUAG